Messenger RNA from Anopheles cruzii, 462 nucleotides. RefSeq lists its product as uncharacterized. Gene Ontology annotation, molecular function: nucleic acid binding. Gene Ontology annotation, biological process: DNA integration. The coding region runs from base 1 to 462 and encodes 153 amino acids. Lineage: Eukaryota; Metazoa; Arthropoda; Insecta; Diptera; Culicidae. The transcript has a single exon. The record is from RefSeq and is a predicted model, not a curated record.
AUGGCAAUCCAUCGAUUCAUCGGCCGUCGUGGUUGGCCUUCGGAGAUAUUCUCUGACAACGGAACGAACCUACGAGGGGCCAGCAAGGAGAUAGCGAAUACGGUGCGCGAGAUCGGUGCGGACUGUGCCGAUGAGAUGACCAACGCCCGUACCCGAUGGACGUUCAACCCUCCCGCUGCUCCACACAUGGGUGGCGUAUGGGAACGUCUAGUUCGCUCGGUGAAGGAGGUGCUCGCGGUUAUGGACGACGGAAAGCAGCUGACUGAUGAGAUCCUGCAGACAGCCUUGGUAGAAGCUGAGGACAUCAUCAACUCACGCCCGCUCAUCUAUAACUCGCAGCAGUCGGAAGAUGCCGAAGCCCUCACACCAAAUCAUUUCCUGCGCGGGGUGUCGCCGAAUCAGCCGAAUGAGAUCCUCCCUGCCCCACCCCUGGACGUAGCCCUACGCGAUGCUUUCCAAUGA